CAAAAGAAUUGGGGUGUAAAUCGAAUAACCAAAAUAUUAGGCACAACCGAAAAUCGCUGAAGAUCAAGAAACUACUCUGUUGUAAUUGUUACAGUAGAAGGGAGAGCAAGGAAGGAGAAGAUGCAGUGGUACGUCGUCGCUUCGCUGCUCACCAUUCUUACAAGCUCUCAGGGAAUAUUGACGACAUUGUCACAGAGUAAUGGGGGAUACAAAUAUGACUAUGCCACUGUGCCUUUUCUUGCUGAAGUUUUUAAGCUUAUUGUUUCUGCUAUUCUAUUAUGGAGAGAAUGCAAGAGAUCACCUCCUCCUAAAAUGACCACGGAAUGGAAGAGUGUUCGUUUGUACCCAAUCCCAUCAAUCAUAUAUCUCAUUCACAACAAUGUUCAGUUUGCUACAUUGACGUAUGUAGAUACAUCGACAUAUCAGAUUAUGGGAAACUUGAAAAUUGUUACGACGGCAUUAUUAUUCAGGUUGUUUUUGAAAAGGAAGCUCUCUAAUUUGCAGUGGAUGGCUAUUGUUCUAUUGGCUGUUGGAACCACCACGAGCCAGGUGAAAGGCUGUGGAGAAUCUUCUUGCGACUCGCUCUUUUCAUCACCAAUUCAGGGAUACAUGUUGGGCAUGUUGUCUGCAUGUCUUUCUGCCCUCGCAGGUGUUUAUACAGAAUUCUUGAUGAAGAAGAACAAUGAUAGCUUAUACUGGCAGAAUGUUCAAUUAUACACAUUUGGUGCUAUAUUCAACCUUGCAAGGCUUGUCUUUGAUGAUUUUAGAAGUGGGUUUGAUAAAGGACUAUGGUGGCAACGCCUUUUUUAUGGAUACAGUAUCACUACUUGGAUGGUAGUGUUAAAUCUGGGGUCGACAGGGCUUUUAGUAUCAUGGUUAAUGAAAUAUGCAGACAAUAUUGUAAAGGUAUACUCCACAUCCAUGGCAAUGUUACUGACAAUGGUAUUAUCUGUGUUCCUUUUCGAUUUCAAGCCAACAGUGCAGCUCUUUUUGGGAAUUAUUGUCUGCAUGAUGUCACUGCAUAUGUAUUUUGCCCCUCCAACCACACUUGUGGAUUUGCCCUUGACAAUUAAAGCAGCUCCGGAAAGCACUGUCGAGGUUUCUGUUGAUCGAAAAACAGAUUCUCGAGCAUCUUCAUGAAAGCAAACAAUUUCUCGCCCUUUUUGGGAAAUAUUCUCUGCAUGAUGCCGCUGCCUACGUAUUUUGCCUCUCCUUGCGUGGUUGUGGAUAUGCCAUUGACAUCAAAAGCAGCACUAAUAGUUCAAUCAAGAUUUCUGUUGGUUGAAGAACAGAUUCUCGAGUCUCUUCAAGAAAAGUAAGCAAUUUCUUGGUAUGUCUACGUUUCCUAGGAAAAUUUACGACGACCUUCUGUGAUGUAUUGAAAUGCGUAGAUUGAUAAUCGCACUAUGUAGGAAUAGUGAAAUUAAAAAUCGAAGGGAUUCUAAGAGAAGCUAGUAUAGAAUUUUGUUUGAACGCUAAGCAAGGCGAAAAUUCAAUGUAGUGUAGUAGCAUGUUUGUUCAGUUUCUAAGUUGAAUUCUAUAACUAAAUUUAGUAUUUCAAACUGUAUAUCCUAAUAGUUAA
Molecule: messenger RNA, 1582 nt
Organism: Olea europaea var. sylvestris
Lineage: Eukaryota; Viridiplantae; Streptophyta; Magnoliopsida; Lamiales; Oleaceae
Product: CMP-sialic acid transporter 1
Exons: 9
Coding region: 121-1140 (339 amino acids)
Biological process (GO): pyrimidine nucleotide-sugar transmembrane transport
Cellular component (GO): Golgi membrane
Molecular function (GO): pyrimidine nucleotide-sugar transmembrane transporter activity
Source: RefSeq, a predicted model, not a curated record